Messenger RNA from Nilaparvata lugens (brown planthopper), 7042 nucleotides. RefSeq lists its product as uncharacterized. Lineage: Eukaryota; Metazoa; Arthropoda; Insecta; Hemiptera; Delphacidae. The transcript has 12 exons. Gene Ontology annotation, molecular function: NAD+ binding. The record is from RefSeq and is a predicted model, not a curated record. Bases 1 to 2304 code for a protein of 767 amino acids.
AUGUCAUCAGACAUUCCUCCACGAAAACUAACAGUUUACAAACUGCUGCCAAUCAGACUCAGUACAGCCAGCGGAAUACCAGAUUUUCGUUCCCCAGGCUCAGGUCUCUACAGCAACCUAGAAAAGUACAACUUACCCUAUCCGGAGGCCAUAUUCGAUCUGUCCUACUUCCAUGAGAACCCCAAACCUUUCCUCACACUCGCCCAAGAACUGUAUCCCGGUGCAAAAUAUGUGCCCAAUAUCGGACACUAUUUUGUUAAAUUGUUGGAGAAUAAAAAGAAACUUCUUCGUGUUUUCACUCAGAAUAUAGAUGGAUUGGAAAGGUUGGCCGGAGUAAGUGACGAGUAUCUAGUUGAAGCACAUGGCUCAUUUGUGACUGCCUCUUGUACAAAAUGCAAACGACAGGUAGAUGGACAGUUAGUCAAACAACAAAUCAUGAACAACGAGAUACCCGAGUGUGUGUCUUGUAGAAAUCUAGUCAAACCCGAUAUUGUGUUCUUCGGAGAACAGUUGCCGGAACGCUACAUGGAACUGAGUAUGAACGACCCGUUCCUAGCCGAUUUUCUUAUUGUGAUUGGAACUUCCCUCCAAGUUUAUCCCUUUGCAGGGUUGGCUGAUAUGGUGCCGUCAAAUGUUACACGAUUGCUGAUCAAUCGUGAAACGGUCGGAUCGUUUGGCAUGCGUGAUAAUGAUUUAGUUCUGAACGGGGAUAUAACAGGUAUAUCUCUGCUUAUCAGAGAAACAGAAUCCACAAAAAAGUCAUUGAAUUCAUCAGAAGUGACAUCAACAGGAGUCUGGGAUCUGGCCGCAUUAUUAGCACUGCCGUUUUUAAUCUAUGUUUACAGGGUGAAAUUGGUAUCGUUAUCCGACGCUCUAUCGCAUGGCUUGAACAUAGGCUACAUUCAAAAUGUAGCCACACAGUUGCUGUGCAAUGAACCAGUAAAUAAUGAACAUCUUAAUAUUCAAUCGAGGCCAUUAGAAAGUAUAGCGGAAGUUGUGGAUGAAAUUUCAUCUUAUCCCAUUCACCCCGAAGAAAUUAAUUUUAGACAUCAUUUUCUUGCUAAUAAAAACGGCAGAAAGAAUGUGAGUUGUGUGGUCAAGAAAACUGCCAAAGUGCCUCCUUCGAGUACAGUGACUUCAUUUUCGGCUCUUCCCGGGAGCUCCACGACUCUAACCGAAGCAUACCAGAAUGCUAUCUGUGAUACAGACACAGAUGUGGAUUGUGAUGGCGUUAAUGAGACCAGCGUUGCAGAAAUCAGCGAUAAUCCCUACACAUCCGAGUCCGAGAUUGGAUUUGUUAAUACUAAACCGGUGAAUGGUAAUAAUCGUGUGAUAAAAAUUGAAUCAUGCUCGGGGACUUCAGGAAUUGUCACGUCCGAUGAACAUGUCUCAGAGAGUUCUUCGCCUCUAAUAGGCGUUUCCGAAAGCAACAAUAGCGAUUCAUCUGUCCAAUCCUGUACUGAUAAGGCUAGAAGAAAAGGUGGUUGGCCAAAGGGACGCAAAAGGAAGCCAGAGCUAUACGAGCACAGACCCCCUAAAGCCCCUUCAACAGGAUAUGUAUUCUAUUUAAAUGAGAAGAGGAAACUACUCAAGAAUGUCCCAUUCUCAGAGGUUACCAAACUACUAGGUAACGAGUGGUCGAGACUAGGUUUGGAGGAGAAGCGGGCCUAUCUCCAGAGUGCCGAAGACGAUAAAAAGCGCUAUCAAAAAGAGUUGAGGCUUUAUAGGAAAACUGAGGCCUACCAGUCUUACCGUCGGAAAAGACUCAACAGCAUUUGCUUCCCAGCAAAUGGGACGGAAGAAUCAGAUGUGGAUGCAACUGAUGAGUUGGAUGAGGAGGACAAUGAAGAGCUUUACUGCAGAGUUUGCAACCAAUGGUUCGUAACAAUGCAUAAUAAAAGGGAACAUCUCCAUGGCACUAAACAUUUUCAAAAUAUAUCGCUGUUCGAGGCGAAUUUACAGGGCCGCAUGUCUUCUUCAUUUGAUGAGUCCAGCUUGGACGGAGCACCUCUCAGCAAAUCCAGGAAGGUCACCACCAAUGAGACAACUACAAUGGCUGAUGCCAUUGCCAAAGUCUACCAGUUACACUCUGAUCGGGAAAAAGAAGUAGCUUACCUCAAACAGCGAAUGACAGAGCAAACUAAUCAAAAACUUGAGCUUAUCAGAAUAAUGCAACAUCUGAAGGCAGAAGAAGAAAGACUCAAAAUAAAAUUGGAUUCUCAAAACAGAGUCAGGGAAGAGACUGAGGAUAGAAUUAGUAAAUUAUAUGUAAUUCUGAAUUACAUGUGCAUGAUCGUAAGUUAGCAAUAUUAGAACGAAUGUAAGUAAUGCUGUAUAUGAUUGUAAUUAUUAAUUAGAAAUUAUUUGAAGAAAUUAUAGGUGUUACCGUCACGAGAAGAAGCCCGGUUGCAAUUAUAUCGCUGCAAAUUUCACAUUUUUCUUGUGACUGAACUAUUUGAUUAGUUUGAAUGUAAGAUUGUACAGGGUGGACCAAGGGAAACGAACGAGCAGUACUUGGCGUCUGGUGGAGGGGGAAACGCGCCGUCAAGGUCACUCGAUUUCCCAUCUGCCUAUUAUUAGUGGCUAUUAUGCCACUGCGAUCGAAAGAUCAUCGUGUGUUUGCAUACGAAACAUUUAUAACAAGUGGUGAAUCAGUAUUUGAAACUAAAAUUGCAAAGCCAAUAAUGAAAGUUCUGCUUAUUAACAAUCCCUAUUCAGAUUGAGAUGAGAUUCAUCAGUCAUUAACACCGUCAAUUUCUUCAUCAUCAGACGUCGACGUGGUUGAUAGUCCACUGGUUUCAACUUUUGGGUAAUGAUUCACCACUUUUUAUAAAUGUGUCAAAUGCAAAUACGUGAUGAUCUUUCGACUACAGCGGUAUAAUAGUGAUUGAAUGGCAGGUGGUGGGGAGCCGAGUGACCGUGACGCGUUUCCCCCUCCACCAGACGCCAAGUACUGCGCGUUUCCAAACCAUCUGUUUCUCGUGGUCAUCCCUGCAUGUAAUGUUGUUUAUGGUUUUAAAUAACAUCUCGUGAGCGUCAAGAUGCAUUAUUGAAUAGAUUAGUCUGUUUCUUGUAAGGUGCUUCAUUUAGACAUAUUAGCUCUGGUGUCCCAUAAGAGUAAUGUUAUUUCCGUAUUUUACUAUCGGAGGGUUCCGUUUUACGGUCGGUAAUCUUAGGUUCUUAAUAAUAAUAUUCGUAUGGCUUUUAUUAGUGGGAAGUUCCUGACGGAAGUUCCACCUCGCCUGAAUAUAUCUUUUGAGCCGUCAAUGGGCCUUACCUCUGUCAUACUUCAGCCGGGACCGACAACUAACGUGCCCAUCCGAUAACACGGGUAGUGAAUCAAGAUUGCAAGAUCAAAUCUUUCAUAAGAAUCAGUUUUGGACUAUUUUUUACGUCUUGUUCAAGUUCUAUUAAUUCUUUCUUACUUAAAUAUAUAAUUUGAGCCGUCAAUGGGCCUUACAACUGUCAUACUUCAGCCGGGACCGACAAUUUAACGUGAUCAUCCGAUAACACGGGAUAGGUUCUCGAUAGUGAAUCAAAAGAAUUAAAAGAUCAAAUCUUUCAUAAAAAUCAGUUUUGGACUAUUUUUUACGUCUUGUUCAAGUUUUAUAAAUAUACUUUGGACUGGAUCAAAAUGAAAGGUGUUUUGAAAAAUAAUUUUCAUGAACGCUUGAUAUUUGUGACGCGGCAGUGUCAUGUUGUAGUCGUUUUUUUCUAUUAUAAUGAUAAAGGAAAGAAUUGACUUGAUAACCUAAACACGUACGGGAUAGGAAAUUCAUGAAUGACGCAUCAUCAUCUCUGAAGUACUGAAAUUUUGCAUAUCGAUUCUUAAUUUACCAUUGAUGGUUUUAGGCAUAUUUUAAAUUAUUCAAGAUUCCAGUACGUCAAAUUUUCAGUUUGUCAAGUAUUUAAUAAGACCCUUGCGGAGCACGGGCUACCAGCUUAUAUGAGAGAAUGUAGAGAAUGUAAUAAAUUAAGAAUGUGCUUCUUCUGGGUAGGAAAUACACAAAUCAUCAUCAUCAUUACGUCAGAACUACUGAACUAAUCAACUUGAAAUUCUGCAUGUACAUUCUCAAUUUACCGAGGAUGGUUAUAGGCAUAUUUUCAGUUCAUCAAGUUUUCAAUUCGGCAUGCUUCCAGUUAGCUAUACUUUGCUUGAGUUUGGUCAUAGGUAAAAUAGUGUAUUCAUCUGUCUUAUCUUCUAACUUCUUAUUUUUCUUCUAUCUAUAUCUUAUUCUCCUAUAACUAUUUAAAGGAAGGAAUAGGCUUAUACAUGUACGGUAUAUUAAAUACAUGUUUGAUGUAUCAUCGCUUCUGAACUACUGAAUUGAUAAACUUGAUAUUUUGUAUAAAGAUACUUGAUUCAGCGAGGAUGGUUACAGGCCUAUUUUUAUUUCUGUUUAUCAAUUAAUUAUAAUUUUAGUAAUUACUACAAUUUCAUUCAAUGUGUGAUGAACCUAAAAAGAUCAAAUCUGAAAAAUAACAUUGCUCUCAUGGGAUAAUAUGUAUGUGAUUAGGGUCAUGACUUCUGGUCCGUCCAAACUCUACUAUACCGUAUUCUUAAUUGUAAAGGGAUUUGAUUGAAAGACAUAUAAUGCGCCAUCUACGUUCAAAGCUAAUCCACGAUUACAAGAAGGUAUGAUUGCAUUCAUUGUAAUGUGUUCCAUUCCGGGUUUAAACGAUCAGUUGAUCUUUCUUCGUUUAAACUGAGAUUGUGCAUGGCCCUUACAAUGUAAACGUUAUCGAUUUCAUUUAUCGCUCUUGGCAGAUUGUGCCAAAUGAAGCCUGAAUGGAAAAAUCAAACCUAAUUGAGAUUUUUUAUUUUAGAAUAAUAUUUACAAUUUUAAACUGCGUUUACAUUAAAGUUCUCAACAGAAUGAUGUCUAGAAAUAGUUGUAGAAUAAUUUUUGUAGAAACACAAGUUGUUGUAGAGCAACAAAGUUGUCAAUUUUUGCUCAGAGAGCAUAGAUGGCGUGGAAUUGUGUAGGGGAACAUUUUUUUGGCAACUUUCUCAGUUCCCCUCACUGAAUAGGAAAUGAAAAUUUUGUUGAAAACUAGGAUUUCCACAAGUUGACAACAUGUCGCUGAGUUUUUCUUUUAGAAAUUGACAACAACUUGCCACAUUUUUUAAAAACUCAGUUGACAACUUUGGUGAAAAUGUGGCUUAAGAAAUAAUCAAUUUCAAUUAUUUUAAUUCCAGAAAGGAUGGUCUAGUUCAUGAAUUGAUAUUAUUUAUUUAAUAAUGUGUACAGAAGUGGUUGAUAUUGGAGUUUAAUAUUGUUGUUAUUUAUAUUAGUUUUAAUAUCGUUAUUAGAAAUUUUGUAUGAGCUAUUAUUACUUUGAUCUACUACUACAGAAAAUUAAUAAUAAUGGAACUAUAGUUUUAAGCUUUACUCAGAUUUCAUUCAUCAGCUUUAUUAAUUGAUAUUUAUCCAGUUGAACUAUCUAGAGCGAAUCAUUCUAAUAUUCAUUAAUUUAUUCUUAUUUAUUCCUUACAACAUUGCAAAAAAAAAAACAAUUCACUAUAAUAUGUUCUCUGUAAUAAUAAAACUACAAAAUAAAACAUCAGGAGCUACUUUUCCAAAGAGCAGACUCGAGCUUGGGGACAGGGAAUGUAGAGACGGAAUGCUACUAGCGGCCAGUGCUAUUCAUCACGUCACCUCAUCAAUUUUAAAUUUGAAAGAUGUUUGGUGGAAAGUGACGUAAUCAAGAGCAUUGACUGCCAGUAACUUUCUUUUUCUACUUUCCCUGUUAUAAGCUGCUGAAGAAAGAAAUUUGAGUAUAGUACGCAAGGAAAGUGAGAUAUAUGCUUAUCCGUCUAGAUUACUAUUGUUAUUUACAUCAGUUUUGAUAUCGUUCUCAGAAAUUUCAGUACGUCAAUAACAUGAUACUCAUGAUUACUCAUCAGCAUAUCAUCAGUUAUUAUCUUCAUCAUCAGAUAUGAACUGUUACUCACUUUUCGUUGUUUGGAACCCAUCUCAAACUGUAAUUUUAUUCAUUUUUCAUCAUUGCCAACAGUCACGCGCAAGUCUAGAACAAUGUAGUCAUAGUCAAGUGUAAUAAUCAAUUAUCUCAUAAUCAGGCAAGGUAAUUAGAAAAGUAUAUUUAAUUAGCAUAACUAAUAGCUGAUCUAAAUCUGUUUUAAAAUAUUUUGGCAGCAGUCAGCUCCAGAUGUAACACGGAAAUCCUAUUCUGCACAUGCUGUCAAGUUUAUGCGAAACAUUAAUCCCUCACACAACCCUGGUUCUAGUCAGUUUGGUUUAUUUUUUUAGCCCAGUUCAAGUUAUUAUAAAGAUACUAUCAUCCUUCUUGAAGGUAAUUUGAUUAAAGUUGAGUAUCUAAUAUGUUUUCCGAAUAACAUACUAUUCUUUAGUAUAACAUUCUUUCAUACACCAUUCUAACAUUUGAUUAAAGUUGAGUAGCCUAUCUAAUACAUUUUCUAAAUAACAUUAUAAUAUUAUUUAUUUUAAAUUUCUUUCAAGCACAUCAGAUAUUUGUUGUCAAGCUCAUGUGAAUUGAAUUAGCUCAUAAGAAUUUGAUAAAAUUCAGUAAUAGCAAUGCCGAGGGAAUAACUCAAGAUGUUCCAAUUUUUGUAUCAAUAUCAAAAUAUGAAUAUUAUCAAUCAACUAUAUUAUACAGGUUCAGGUAAAAUCAUGACCAUGUGAUGAUUCUAAACAGUAUCUUGUAUAUUAUGGCGUAUAUGAAGUAGCUUAUUAUCAAUAGCAAAUUAUUCAAACAAACUACUGGAUUGUCAUUUAUAUUGUUCAAUUUUCAUGUAUUACAGAUGGGGCAUUUAAUUUGGGAUUUCGUUCAAUAAUAAUUAUUUUAUGCCUCUAAAUGCACAUGAAACUGCACGUAUUUUUAAUUUCAAAUUUAGAUACAGUUGGAGAUCUUAUUCUUGCCUAUAGCCUAAUUGCUUUCUUAUGUAUUGAUAGAAAUUUAAAGUUUGUACAUAAUGUAGGCUAUGUAAUUAAAAUAUUUUUCUGUUAUGAGAAGAUCUGUUUAUAUGUUUUUAAAAGCAAAUAAAUGAAGUUAUAACCUA